CACAAUAGUCUUGCUCUAGCAAAAAAAAAAAAAAAAAAAAAUCUCUAUAAAUUUCAAGAAAACUGAUUUUUCUAAACCAAGUUAACAUUUUGCAAAUACCCUUUACUCUCUUUUUGUUUAUAUCACUGAUUUGUGCAAUAUCCAUUGCCAUUUUCCCACUUAAAUCUUGUUUUUGAGCUUUGAAAAUGGCUGUGGGUACAGUAGAUGAACCAGUUGAGAUAUUUAAGGCUCGUUCAGAUAAAAGGGAGUAUAGAAGAAUAGUUUUACAGAACAAUCUUGAAGUCCUCUUAAUCAGUGAUCCUGAAACUGACAAGUGUGCUGCUUCUAUGGAUGUGCCAGUGGGGUAUUACAGUGAUCCUAAGGGUCUUGAAGGUCUUGCUCAUUUUCUUGAGCAUAUGCUGUUUUAUGCAAGUGAGAAGUAUCCCGUGGAGAAUAGUUACUCAAAGUACAUCACCCAGCACGGAGGUUCCACCAAUGCUUAUACAUCUUCUGAGCACACCAACUUUUACUUCGACAUUAAUGCAGAUUGCUUUGAAGAAGCAUUGGACAGAUUUGCACAGUUUUUUGUCAAACCGUUGAUGUCACCUGAUGCUACAACAAGGGAAAUAAAAGCUGUUGAUUCUGAGAACCAAAACAACCUAUUAUCUGAUGGUCACAGAAUGUACCAGCUUCAGAAACAUCUGAGCUCUAAAGAUCAUCCAUACCACAAAUUUGGCACAGGCAAUUGGGAUACUUUGGAGGUGCAGCCAAAAGCAAGAGGGUUGGAUACAAGGGAGGAGCUUCUCAAAUUUUAUAAAGAAAAUUAUUCUGCCAACUUAAUGCAUUUGGUUGUUUAUGCAAAAGAUUGCCUUGAUAAAGCUCAAACAUUGGUACAGAGCAUAUUCCAAGAAGUUCCAAAUACCAAUAGAAGUUACUCCCCUGUUACUGAUCAGCCUUGCAAAUCAGAACAUCUUCAGAUUCUAGUCAGAGCUGUUCCAAUAAAGCAAGGUCAUAGGCUGAGGCUCGUGUGGCCAGUAAUUCCAGAUGUACUUUAUUACAAGGAAGGGCCUUCAAUCUAUUUGAGUCACUUGAUUGGACAUGAAGGAGAAGGAUCCUUGUUUUAUAUCUUGAAGAAGUUAGGUUGGGCAACAAGCUUAUCGGCUGGAGAGUCAAGUGGCGGUCAUCACUUCUCUUUUUUUGAAGUUUAUAUUAAUCUGACUGAUGCUGGGCAUGACCAUUUUGAGGAUGUUGUGGCACUGCUUUUCAAAUAUAUUGACCUUCUUCGACAAGCUGGUGCCUGCAAAUGGAUAUAUGAUGAGCUUUCUGCUAUGUCUGAAACUAAUUUCCAUUAUCAAGACAAGAUUUCUCCCAUCCACUAUGUGGUAUAUGUUGCAUCGAACAUGCAGUUUUACCCACCAAUAGACUGGUUGGUUGGGUCAUCUUUACCUUCAAGGUUCAACCCAGGCAUUAUUGAAGCAGUCCUAAAUGAGCUCACACCACAAAAUGUCAGAAUCUUUUGGGUUUCAACAAAAUUUGACGGUAAUACAGACUCAACGGAGCCUUGGUAUGGAACUGCAUAUUCAUUAGAGAAAAUAACAAGCUCCGCGAUUGAGCAAUGGGUGGAGAAGGCACCUGAUGGAAAUUUGCAUCUACCUGUUCCUAAUAUGUUUAUUCCUACCGAUUUGUCCAUUAAAACUGUCUCCAACAAGAUGAAUUUUCCAGUGUUGUUAAGGAAAUCCCCUUAUUCAAGGUUAUGGUACAAGCCGGAUACAUUAUUCUCCAUGCCAAAGGGGCACUGUAUAAUAGAUUUCACCUGUCCCCAAUCUAGAAGUUCUCCUGAAGCAGCUGUUCUUACCUCAAUUUUCGUAUGGCUGCUGAAGGACUAUCUAAAUGAAUAUGCCUACAAUGCCGAGCUUGCCGGUCUCAAUUACUGGAUAAGUGCUCACUGUAGUGGUUUUGAGGUUACCUUGUCUGGAUAUAAUCAUAAAAUGAGGGUCUUACUAGAAAAAGUUAUUGAUAAGAUUAUCAAUUUCAAAGUUGAGCCUGACAGAUUCUUUGUCAUCAAGGAAUUGUUCUCAAAGCAAUAUCAAAACGUCAAGUUUCAACAGCCAUACGAGCAAGCUUUGUACUACUGCUCACUAAUACUUAGGGAACACUCAUGGUCAUGGGAAGAUGAACUUGGAGUCCUUCCUAAUCUUGAAGUCGAUGACCUUGUUAAGUUUUAUCCUCUGCUGCUAUCAAGAACAUUUCUGGAGUGCUACACAGCAGGAAACAUCGACUCAAAGGAAGCGGUUUCAAUGAUCCAGCACGUUGAAGAUGCCUUUUACAAGGGUGCCCAGCCUCUAUCUCGGGCCCUAUAUGCGUCUGAGCAUCUGUCAAGUAGAAUCAUAAAGCUUGAAGAGAGCAUGAAUUACUUCUAUGCUGCAGAGUGCCUAAAUACAUCUGAUGAAAAUUCUGCUCUUGUCCAUUACAUUCCGGUGCAUCGAGAUGAAUACGUCAAGAAUGUAAAACUGCAACUAUUUGUUCUGAUAGCGAAACAACCAGCUUUCGAUCAGCUUAGAUCUGUUGAGCAGCUUGGUUACAUUACAUCACUUUCACGGACGAGCGAUGCUGGUGUUCGUGGACUGCAGCUUAUAGUUCAAUCCUCAGUCAAGGAUCCUAGAUAUAUUGAGUUGCGAUUCCAGGCGUUUCUCAAGACUUUGGAAGCUCAGCUUCAUGACACGUCAGAUGAUGAGUUUAAGAGAAAAGUCAAUGCUCUUAUUGAUAUUAAGCUCGAGAAGUUUAAGAACUUAUCGGAGGAAACUAAUUUUUUCUGGUGGGAGAUUUCUGGUGGCACCCUCAGAUUUGAUAGAAUUGAAAAUGAGGUUGCAGGACUGAAGCAGAUAACCAAAACAGACCUGAUCGAUUUCUUUAACGAAUACGUGAAUGUUGGCGCUCCUAAAAGGAAGUCAUUAAGCUUACAAGUCUUUGGCAGCUCACAUUCUUGUCAACUAAAGGCAGAGAAAGUCGAUCCUGUUGAACCAAACGUCGUCCAGAUUGAAGAUAUUUUCUGUUUCAGGAGAUCCCGCCCUCUCUAUCCUUCUUUUAAGGGAGACAUUAGCCAUUUGAAAGCUCAUGAUGCUGAGCAUCAGUGAUAUUAACAGUACAGGAAAAUACAAACCAAGAGACGGGAGAUUUAUAGUUACAUGGUUAUUGAAACACUGUAUUCCGAAGUGACUUGUUCACAUUAGACAUAGCUGCUACUCAUUGUACAGUUCAAAUAUAAACUGUUUUCAAGGAAAUGAAACGAACUCUUUUGCUUGGGA
This is a messenger RNA of Lycium ferocissimum, 3284 nucleotides long. RefSeq names its product insulin-degrading enzyme-like 1, peroxisomal. The coding region runs from base 186 to 3113 and encodes 975 amino acids. The transcript has 26 exons. NCBI's taxonomy places the organism in Eukaryota, Viridiplantae, Streptophyta, Magnoliopsida, Solanales, Solanaceae. Gene Ontology annotation, molecular function: metalloendopeptidase activity; metal ion binding. Gene Ontology annotation, biological process: peptide catabolic process. Gene Ontology annotation, cellular component: mitochondrion; cytosol. The record is from RefSeq and is a predicted model, not a curated record.